CUCGCAGUAAACGGCAUUACGCGCGUGUGAAUAUAUCGACGAAACAAUCCAAUCAACUUUUCGGUUUCAUAAUGAAACACAUAAUCUUAACAAUCGCUUUCAUUAACAUUUGCUUGGCGGAUGUUUCGUAUGUUUCGGAGAAUUCGACGACACCAUUACCACCUCCAAAGCCGUAUAGUUUCCAAUAUGAAGCAGAACGACAUCCAGGAUAUAUCGAUCGUGUUCAUCAAGAAACCGGUGACGAACAUGGAAUUAUUCACGGAAGAUAUUCGUACAUCGAUCCAAAGCACAAAGUACGAACGGUGGAAUAUACGGCCGAUAAAAAUGGAUUUCAUCCUGCCUUAAUCAAUUUUGAAGAUGCUUUUACUCAACCUGCCGAUUCAGAAGCCGUAAGAUUGGCCAAGGAAAAACAUUUUCGUCUUUAUCACAGGAUUGCAGAAGCAAACGCUCAUAACAUCUCAGUCAAUUUGCCGCGAGAUUCAGCAAGCGUGGCAAAAGCGAAGAACAGGCACAAUGAAUUGUAUCACAGAAUCGCGGAACAACAUGCGGCGAUAGCCGCACAAAGGGAAGCUGAACGACGGACUUAUGAGGCAACUUCCGUGGCCAAUGACGCAACUAAACAAUAUUAGACUACAAUACGGAUGGAUCUAAAAAAUUAUAAACAGCCUGGAAGAAAAAUAUAUUAUCUCUA
Mycetomoellerius zeteki is the source of this 691-nucleotide messenger RNA. Its product is annotated as cuticle protein 16.8. Gene Ontology annotation, cellular component: chitin-based extracellular matrix. Gene Ontology annotation, molecular function: structural constituent of chitin-based larval cuticle. The record is from RefSeq and is a predicted model, not a curated record. NCBI's taxonomy places the organism in Eukaryota, Metazoa, Arthropoda, Insecta, Hymenoptera, Formicidae. The transcript is spliced from 5 exons. The coding region runs from base 72 to 629 and encodes 185 amino acids.